AUGGCCCCGUGGCUGCAGCUCUGCUCCGUCUUCUUCACGGUCAACGCCUGCCUCAACGGCUCGCAGCUGGCCGUGGCCGCGGGCGGCUCCAGCAGAGCGCGGGGCGCGGACACCUGCGGCUGGAGGGGAGUGGGGCCGGCCAGCAGAAACAGCGGGCUGCACAACAUCACCUUCAGAUAUGACAACUGCACCACUUACUUGAAUCCAGUGGGGAAGCAUGUGAUUGCUGAUGCCCAGAACAUCACCAUCAGUCAGUACGCUUGCCACGACCAAGUGGCAGUCACCAUUCUUUGGUCCCCAGGGGCUCUUGGCAUCGAAUUCCUAAAAGGAUUUCGAGUAAUACUGGAGGAGCUGAAGUCGGAGGGAAGACGGUGCCAACAACUGAUUCUAAAGGACCCAAAGCAGCUAAACAGUAGCUUCAAAAGAACCGGAAUGGAAUCUCAACCUUUCCUGAGUAUGAAAUUUGAAACAGAUUACUUUGUGAAGAUUGUCCCUUUUCCUUCCAUUAAAAAUGAAAGCAAUUACCACCCUUUCUUCUUCAGAACCCGUGCCUGUGACCUGUUGCUACAGCCGGACAACCUGGCCUGUAAGCCCUUCUGGAAGCCUCGGAACCUAAACAUCACUCAGCACGGUUUGGACAUGCAGGUGUCCUUCGAUCACGCGCCACACACCUUUGGCUUCCGUUUCUUCUAUCUUCACUAUAAGCUCAAGCAUGAAGGGCCUUUCAAGAGAAAGACCUGUAAACAGGAGCAAAAUACAGAGACAACCAGCUGCCUCCUUCAAAAUGUUUCUCCUGGGGAUUAUAUAAUUGAGCUGGUGGAUGACACUAAUACAACAAGAAAAGUGAUGCAUUAUGUCUUAAAGCCAGCGCAUUCCCCGUGGGCGGGGCCCAUCAGGGCUGUCGCCAUCACUGUGCCACUGGUUGUCAUCUCGGCAUUUGCGACCCUCUUCACCGUGAUGUGCCGCAAGAAACAACAAGAAAAUAUAUAUUCACAUUUAGAUGAAGAGAGUUCUGAGUCCUCCUCGUACACCACGGCGCUCCCCAGGGAGAGGCUCCGGCCGAGGCCGAAGGUCUUCCUCUGCUAUUCCAGCAAAGAUGGCCAGAAUCACAUGAACGUUGUCCGGUGUUUUGCCUACUUCCUCCAGGACUUCUGUGGCUGUGAGGUGGCUCUGGACUUGUGGGAGGACUUCAGCCUCUGCAGAGAAGGGCAGAGAGAAUGGGUCAUCCAGAAGAUCCACGAGUCCCAAUUCAUCAUCGUGGUGUGUUCCAAAGGCAUGAAGUACUUUGUGGACAAGAAGAGCUACAGGCACAAGGGCAGUGGCCGGGGCUCGGGGAAAGGGGAGCUCUUCCUGGUGGCCAUGUCGGCCAUCGCUGAAAAGCUCCGCCAGGCCAAGCAGAGCUCCUCAGCCCAGCUCAGCAAGUUCAUCGCCGUUUACUUCGAUUAUUCCUGUGAGGGCGAUGUUCCCGGCAUCCUGGACCUGAGCACCAAGUACAAGCUCAUGGACAACCUUCCCCAGCUCUGUUCCCACCUGCACUCCCGAGACCACGGCCUCCCGGAGCCGGGGCAGUACCCCGGACAGGUGAGCAGAAGGAACUACUUUCGCAGCAAGUCCGGCCGGUCCCUUUAUGUCGCCAUAUGCAACAUGCACCAGUUUAUCGAUGAGGAGCCCGACUGGUUUGAGAAGCAGUUCGUCCCCCUCCGUCCCCCCCCCCUCCACUCCCGGGAGCCAGUGCUGAAGAAGUUUGACUCGGGCUUGGUGUUAAAUGAUGUCAUGUGCAAACCAGGGCCCGACGGCGAUUUCUGCCUCAAGGCUGAGGCCGCGGUCCCCGGGGUGCUGGCCGACUCGCCCUUGGAGGGCCCACACUUGGGCCUGGACCAAGACGCGGAGGCGGGGCCUGGGCCGGGGGGCGGCUCGGUCCUGCGGCCACUGCUGCACCCCGGGAAAGCCACCAGCCCCUCAGACAUGCCUCGAGACUCGGGCAUCUACGACUCGUCCGUGCCCUCCUCGGAGCUGUCCCUGCCCCUAAUGGAAGGACUCUCGGCAGAUCAGACAGAAACAUCUUCGCUGACAGAGAGCGUGUCGUCCUCCUCUGGCCUGGGUGAGGAGGAUCCUCCUGCCUUCCCUUCCAAGCUCCUCGCCUCUGGGGCGUGCAAAGCAGAACCUGGUUGCUGCAGCUACACUGGUGAACUCCACGUGGUCGCCCCUUUGUAACAAAAUGGAAGAAGAGUCUAAGCAUUGCCACUUUAGCUGCUGCCUCUCUCUGGUCCCCCAGCUCUUCUCUCUGGUUGCGCAGUCCACUUGGAGCUGAGGUCUCCGACAAGGAUA
This is a messenger RNA of Neomonachus schauinslandi (Hawaiian monk seal), 2328 nucleotides long. It is a transcript of the gene IL17RD, whose product is annotated as interleukin 17 receptor D. The coding region runs from base 1 to 2214 and encodes 737 amino acids. The transcript is spliced from 13 exons. The record is from RefSeq and is a predicted model, not a curated record. Gene Ontology annotation, molecular function: interleukin-17 receptor activity. Lineage: Eukaryota; Metazoa; Chordata; Mammalia; Carnivora; Phocidae.